AUGGUAUUCGUGAACGAGACGGUAUCGUUGCCGCCGAGGCAGUUGGUGUCUGUGGCUUUGGAUCGCGCGUCUGCGUUGCUGGUCGGCGCUCUGGACGUGCAGAGCGUGAGCAUGGCUAGCCUGGCAGUUCCUCGUUGGAGCGACUUCGUGCUGCUGCACCGCGUGAAGAACGGUGGUGAAUGGCAAGUGUCGGGCGAGUUGCAGUCGAGCGAUGCGAGGUGGCUGAAGACUGCGGAGGUGGUUCUGGCGCCGCGCACGGCCAAGUCUCAGGCUAGCCAAGUCUCAGGCUGUGACGGUGUAAACGAACGUGAGGCUCCGAACGUGACACUGGUGGACGCGGUGUCGUCGCAAUCCGUGGUGGUGGAGGUCUCACACUUGGUCCGGAGCAUACCGGACCCAGGCUGUGACGGUGUAAACGAACGUGAGGCUCCGAACGUGACACUGGUGGACGCGGUGUCGUCGCAAUCCGUGGUGGUGGAGGUCUCACACUUGGUCCGGAGCAUACCGGACCCUCGGUCUCUGGUGUCGACUGCACUGCUGCAGCCGAUCGUGGUGGAGAACCGGGAGGACGAGCCUGCGUUGGUUUCGAUGGCGGACUUGGGCGCGUUGGUCCGCCAACGCGACUGCAAAAUGAGUUAA
This is a messenger RNA of Phytophthora infestans T30-4, 639 nucleotides long. RefSeq lists its product as uncharacterized. The transcript has a single exon. The record is from RefSeq and is a predicted model, not a curated record. The coding region runs from base 1 to 639 and encodes 212 amino acids. NCBI's taxonomy places the organism in Eukaryota, Oomycota, Peronosporomycetes, Peronosporales, Peronosporaceae.